Plectropomus leopardus (leopard coralgrouper) is the source of this 324-nucleotide messenger RNA. Lineage: Eukaryota; Metazoa; Chordata; Actinopteri; Perciformes; Serranidae. The record is from RefSeq and is a predicted model, not a curated record.
GCCAACUGCUGCCCAGCCAUGAGGAUCUUCAACCUGUUCUACCUGGUCCUGCUGCUCGUCGCCGCUUUAGCACCAGUCUACUCUGCCAGGCAAGGUAAGCAUCCCCAAAUUUCACCCGUCCAGAUGUCCCGGCAGCUGGCAAUUCAUAAAAGGCAGUUAAAUAGUCCCGGGAGAAAGUUAAACCCGCGGCCUAAACAGCGUUUUAUAUCAAUGCGCGUUGCUCGUAGAACUGCAGAUUUCCUGAACCUAAGGAGAAAAUACCACAGACACCACUGCCCACACAGACGCUGCCUGCCUCUCCACUCCAGAGUACCCUUCCCAUAA